This is a messenger RNA of Cyphellophora attinorum, 5367 nucleotides long. Its product is annotated as U3 small nucleolar RNA-associated protein 10. Gene Ontology annotation, biological process: maturation of SSU-rRNA from tricistronic rRNA transcript (SSU-rRNA, 5.8S rRNA, LSU-rRNA); positive regulation of transcription by RNA polymerase I. Gene Ontology annotation, molecular function: snoRNA binding. Gene Ontology annotation, cellular component: 90S preribosome; t-UTP complex; small-subunit processome. The record is from RefSeq and is a predicted model, not a curated record. The coding region runs from base 1 to 5367 and encodes 1788 amino acids. Lineage: Eukaryota; Fungi; Ascomycota; Eurotiomycetes; Chaetothyriales; Cyphellophoraceae. The transcript has 2 exons.
AUGGCGACCGCCUUCGCCCGGCAACUUCGCGAGAUCGCGGCCCAUUCUACGAACGAACUCGACCUCAAAGCCCGCCGCAAUGCCCACACCGCAUCCCUCCUCUUCGAACGAGAAGUUGCUGUCAGACAAGACUGGGAGAGUCUCUUCCAGAUAUGUGUUGAGGGCUAUCGGGAACUCUGCACUCUCGAUGCAAGAUUUCGUGAAUUCGAGUCCAAUCUGUUCUCUGCUACGUCAAGAAAUCAAGACCGGGAGCAGAUGAACAGGGCGCAGAAUGAAGAUCUAGAUGCCACUAUCCUUCGAUGUCUACACCUGCUGGGUCCACGCCUGCUCCUACUUCCCGGCCUGCGUGCGCUCGAGUGGCUCGUCCGUCGAUUCCGAGUGCAUGUCCACAACGUUGGGGAACUCCUGCUCACCACACUACAUCACCACGAGUUUCCGGUAUUUCAAAAUAUCCUCAAUCUAAUAUCACCAGACCGACUCAUCGACGAAUGGAAGUUUCUACGGCCGUAUCAAAACACAACCACCAGACUGCCUCGAAGUCAGGUUGUGUAUGCCGCAACGACGAACAAAGGUUUCUUCUCACUUUUCAACGAAUACACGCUGCAAGCUUGCAGGACGCAUCUCUCAGAGACACGUUUGCUACGGUUCUGGGGAGGUAUCGUUGUCGAGGCUGUAGCUGGUCGCUUGAGCCAGGCGAAGAGUGGCCGUCCUGAGAUCGAGCAACAACGAACCGAGGAUAUUCUGCAUCAAAUUUUGCCCCUUCUCGACGAAGGACUGACCAACAACAUGUCCCUCGAUCUCACCGUGACCUGUUUCUCUCUGGCGUUGGUCCUGGCCAUGACUGCCACGCUGUCGGAUGAGGUCCUUGAUUCUUUGCUCGAUGCUGUCAGCCGCGCCUCGGCGUUUCCGGGCAUCAGCGAGCAGGCGGCUUUGAUCAGUCUGAAGUUCUUCCGGGGUGUUCUAGCUACCUUGCUCAGAUACGUGGCGAAGAAAGACGAUGAAGAGAAGUACCAGACCAUCACGCGCGUUCUCAAAGCGAGCAUCUCAUUCGAGCGUCCCGAAGAGGUUGCAGCUUGGUUCGCCCUGCUAGUGAACGAAGUACAGCGGCUGGGCGUUGAGCGUAGUGUGCAAAACGCUGGUCGGAACAGACUCAUCAACCUCUUGCAGGAAUUCAGCGAAGCCGAGGAGUACCAGGAGGUCUUCCAAGAGCUGCGCUCCAUCACAAAUCAGCAUAACAUCGAUCUGGAAAGCCUGCUCCAGAUCUCUAUCCCAUCUCCUCCAUCGUCAGAAGAACCAGCGAAGGACGAGGACGUUGAGAUGACGGACACCACGACGUCAAAUGCCUUUGAAACAGCGCUCGCUGCGGUUCCUGCGCAACUUCCGACUGAAACUGACUUCUUCGCUGCCACCGAACCUGCAGUCUUUCAGGCUCUGCGCAGCUUGCUUCACCUGUGCUACAGAGAUCAGACGAACUUGGAGUUCUUCAGAUCUCUCCCGAUGUGGACGUCCCUUGACGCAUCACAAUACGUUCUCUUCCUGCUUCGAAUUCUCUUCAGCGAUGAGCCUAAUUAUCUCAGGACCGAUGCUGCGACAUUGCUACUGACAGCGGUCCAGCAAGGGUUGAUCGAGGACCUUUCACAAUUGCUGCCGUUCUUGUCAGUACUUCUUGCCGACGACGUCGUGGGAGUCCGUCGAAUUGCGGCGGCAGCUGUAGCCGCUCUCGAGACCAAAAUUGAAGAAGCGAACACAGCCUCCAAUGGUGGCACUGCGCACUCAUCGAAGCCUACUGCUAUUCAGAGAUCUAUUACUCAGCUAUACCUACCGAAUAUUGAAGAGUUCAUCACCGACGGCACGCGCAUAAGACAAGCGCUCAAGCAUGGUCUAAAUGGGACGAUAGACAAAGCACGACCACCAAGUAAGGACAUCAAUGCAGAACUGCCCAAGAAUGUCAGAACAGCCUUGUUGGAAGGCUUCGCGCGUGUAGCUGCAGAAACGCCGCUCUUGCGAUUCAAGAUCGGCGUGAUCGCGAUUCUAGAUGGAGUGACCAGAGGCGGGUCAACUGCAAAGACAGAAGCAUUUCUACCUAUUUUGACCGAGUGGGCGAUACAAAACACGGCACAGGCGAAUGCAUUGGCGUCAAAAGAAGGUCUCAGCCUUCUGUCAAUCGACAGGAGUAUGGCAGCUAUCAUUACCAGCCAACCGAAGAAUCAAAUCGAACAAGUUCUUGACUUCCUAGAAGCGGAAAAUCUGUCCCUUCGCGAACAAUUGGUCAGCGUAAUCUUCGAUCGUGUCAUUGACGUCUGGCCCGACGUACCAACUGACAGGAACGAAUCGCUGGCACUUCGACUUUUUGAUAUGUCCUUUCAUGAGCAGAACUUCCUUGCAGAUAUUGCAAAGGCUGCUCUGCAUCAAAUCCACCUUAGCGAGUCCACCCUUCAAGCCAUUCUGGAGAACGCAAUGUCCCACAAGAGCGAGAUUCAGGACCAGCCACCCACGAAGAAGCGACGAACUAGCAGUCACGGCGGCUCGGGUAGAAGCGUGGCUCCUCUGACAGCCGCGUUUCGAGAGAGCUUGGUCCGAUUGACGCUCGCUCUCGAUCUCGUGGAGGGAUCCAAGCCUGAGCAUCAUCCUGGUCUUCUCGCACAGCUCACGGAAGUGUUACUGCACCUUCGCAGAAGCAAGGACCAGUUGCAAGCAGACUCGCCUUACCUAGUUGCAGCAUGUCUCGGGUCAAUGCUCGCAAUCGUUGAUAAGCUCAAGUCUGCUCGGCGACCCAGCAUCGAUUGGAACCACAUUCGCGCAGAUGUCAUCGCCGACUAUGUGCGGACUUCUGACAGCUCGCAGGUGCAGAGUCAGGCUCUUGCGCUUUCGGCGUCCUUAGCAGAGGUAGCUCCCGACAAGGUGUUGCAUCACAUCAUGCCUGUCUUCACGUUCAUGGGCAAAACGAGGAUGAUCACUCAGAACAAUCAGCACUCGAUUAACGUUGUUAAUGAGGCUAUCGAUCGUAUCGUGCCAUCACUGGUCGCGACGCUUCGGAAGCAAGACUCGAGCAAGAUGCUACUUUCAACGAAGACCUUACUGUCAAGCUUCGUGGCCUCGUUCGAUCAUAUUUCCGAAACAAGAAAAGUGCCGCUCUUUCAGCGUUUGUUGCGACAACUUGGCUCAGCAGAAUUUGGCUUCGUCCUUGUCGCAAUGCUUGAGCUCCGAGGAGUUCCGAAAGAGCAGCUGGAUUUGUUCCUGGCCAAACUUUUUGGCGGGCUUCCACAUGAAGCACACCUGUCGACAUACCGGAAUCUUGUCAUUCUCGCGCAAGACUGCUUUGCUCCCAAUCCUGGCCGUGCCGAGGUCCUGCUCGAGCUCUCUCAAGCGUCUUCCGGUCAAGAUCGUGCCGAUGCUGCCACGAAGAUACUGCUCAGAGCCGAGACCAUAAUCGAGAACGAGGCCUUGAGAGUAAGAUCGUCUAAGACAAUCACGCCCGACUCCAAUGGUUCACCCACAAUGGAAGACUACUUCAGGGAAUCUUUACUUCAGACCCUCGAGACCACGAAAGCACUUCAAGUCCAAGGCGGUGAGUUGCAAGCCAUCUUAGGCCACUGUUCGGUAGAGCUUUUACGCAAAGUCUCCGUUCGACAAUUAAUCAAGCUGCUUGUCUUACUCUCCGACGAAGCCGCCGAAAUCGACGACGAGGUCAAAGCACAAGCUCUUCAGUCUUUGGCACGCAAGCUUCAGCAAAAGGGCAACAUCGACACAGAGACAGCCACUGCUGCCCUUGACUAUUUGUCCAACCUCCAAGCCAUGAUAAGUGGAACAGAUGAUGUCAAAGUCCAAGUCGCGGCGAUUCGGUGUGUUGACGGGCUCUGUGCCAGAUACGGUCGAAGAGACGUCAACAAACUUCUGGAUACGGCCGUCAUACUGGCCGGAGACGCAGGGCUGUCAUCCUCGAACGAGAAUGUCCAAGCUGUUGCUGCUCACACACUUGCCUCACUUGUGCUGAUGAUGCGGGAGGCUGCCGUUCCUAUCGUGUCUCAAGCACUGCAAGGAGCUUUGCAUAUGAUUGAGAACAGUCAUGUCGACGGGAGCUCGAAGAUGCUCCUGCAUAAUGCAGGAUUCUCGCUUAUCACAAGCUUGGCCCAAGGUGUAAGCUUCAUGUUAUCUGAAGAUGACGUUGGUUCCAUCGCAGUCGCGGCUGCCGAGUGCGCAUUCUCCGACCUGCCGAACGAGUGCGAGCAGUUCAGGCGCGAAGCCUUGACUCCACUCGCAGAGAACAUCGACUUCGAGACAUUCCUCCAAAGCCUCAUGCAGAAGUGGGAGGAGGUUGUCGAGUUCGAGAAAGAGGGUAUUUUGCCCACACUCGAGGUCCUCGCACAUGCUAUCGAUCAUCAGCCUAAGACAACAGUAGUCCAGGCCGCUGACAAACUCUCAUCGCUGCUCUUGAAAGUCUUUGAUGUUCGCCGUCAUCAAGCAAUAAGCGCUGACGAAGCGGAACUUGAGGCCGACGAUCUUGCUGAGAUUGAGCUGAAGGCAAACGAGAUCGCUUUGAAAUUCAUCUACAAGCUGAGUGAUGGAGUCUUCAGACCGAUCUUCGAGACCUGGGUAGAUUGGGCAACGAAUCCACGGGACCUUUCAGAGGGCGAUGUCUCUGUGCCCGAACAGAAGUUACACCGGCAGAUCACCCUGAGCAGAUUUCUGGCACACUUCUUCUCUACAUUGAAGUCGAUCGUCACUUCGUACGCUUCGUACUUGCUGAAGCCAGUCAACGACUCUUUGGCAGAGUUUUACAAACAUUGUCCAACCUCACCAAGCGCGUUGCUGCUCUACACAACACUGCUCACGGCACUUUCAGAAGCCUUCAAGCAUGACGCCGACGGCUUCUUCACAGCACCAUCUCACUUCGAGACACUUGCGCGAAAUCUCGUCAAUCAGCUCGAGCUCGCUUCUAACAAGCACUUCCGGCCUCUAGUCUUUCAGAACGUGCUGCCUACCAUUGUGGCCUUUGCGACAGCCGUGCAAGAUACUUCAUCGCAUCAUCUCGCCAUCAAUCACUAUCUCGCUCAACUACGCCACGCGGACUCCCAGCACGUCAGAUUGGCUAGCAUCCGCACCCACCUGGCACUCACAGAGGAUGAGGAAGUUGGUGAGGAGUGGGUCGAUAACAUUGUCAGUGGCACGGCCAACGUAGAAACGCUAAUGGCUGCUGACAGCGAGGACGACGGAUCGAAGGGCUUCGCUGGCGUAGGUGGUCGCGGGGAGACUAUGAUAUACGUGAAUGAAAUGCUUGAGGACGACGAUGAGGAAGUUGAGCGGGAAGUCAGGCGGUGGGUGCGGAUGGUCAGGGAGAAGGUUGGUGAGGACGUUUUUGAGACUUGA